ACAACUUUAUUGAAGAAAUCCAUUAUGGCUUCGUCUCAGAGAGAAGAAAUCCCUACCACUAAUGAGGGCAUGGGCCAGCCGCUCUCGGCUACAAAUCAAGUGUUGACCGCUGGUGCUGCGGUGACCCAGGACUUUCGACCAGUCAAGAGUAUUUGUGCUCAUCUCAAUGCAUUUCAUGCAUACGCAGAUGAUCCCAAGCGGUUUGUGGAAGCCAAUCACUACUGCGCCCACCUGAAUGAUGAUGUUCGACAGUGUCUCCUAUACGACUCUGAUGAACCCACCGCACGCCUAAUUGGGAUAGAAUACAUGAUCACCCCGAAACUAUACGACACGCUCUCCAAGGAGGAGCGCAAACUCUGGCACUCUCACGUGUACGAAGUAAAGUCCGGCAUGCUCAUCAUGCCCAAUCGCGCCGUGCCAGAGUCCGCAUGGGAGGUCGCUGAAAACAUGGAGAUGGAUCAGGUAGUCCAUCUGUACGGCAAGGUGUAUCAUCUGUGGCAAACAGAUAGGGGUGAUACACUUCCUCUGGGCCCGCCGAAGCUCAUGACGAGUUUUACGGCUGAUGGCCAGUUUGACUUUAAGCAUGUGAGGGAUAGGGAUAGGAGAUUUGGGGUGGAUUAUGAGCAGAAGCGAGAGGCCAGGAAGGACAUUCCAGUCCCAGUUAUUCACGAGGAUGCAGACCAAGCCUGGAAGAAACAAUGA
Molecule: messenger RNA, 702 nt
Organism: Fusarium keratoplasticum
Lineage: Eukaryota; Fungi; Ascomycota; Sordariomycetes; Hypocreales; Nectriaceae
Exons: 4
Coding region: 25-702 (225 amino acids)
Source: RefSeq, a predicted model, not a curated record